AUUUCUCCGAGAUUUUUCUUUGUCAAUCCUAUGCUGAAGGAUUGGUGGGAAGGCAAAGAGAGAAAGUUUGAAGAAAGAAAAGACCAAACCUUUUUCUCACUACGGCACCAACUAACCGUUGAAGCCACAGACAGAGAUUCAGAGGGAAAAGAUGUCAGCUGCUUCACUUUGCUCAUCAACUCUCAAGUCCCAGAUCAGUGGACUUGGUGGAGGUCUUAAGCUUAAAAAACCAUGUCUUUCUCAGCCCACUUCUCUUACCUUCACAAGGAAGAAAUGUAAGACUGUGGUGAAGGCUUCAGCUCGGGUUGAUAAAUUCUCAAAAAGUGAUAUCAUUGUUUCUCCAUCUAUUCUUUCUGCCAACUUUGCAAAGUUGGGAGAGCAGGUAAAAGCUGUAGAGUUGGCAGGUUGUGACUGGAUUCAUGUGGAUGUAAUGGAUGGUCGUUUUGUUCCAAAUAUUACCAUUGGACCUCUUGUAGUUGAUGCCUUGCGCCCUGUGACAGACCUUCCGUUGGAUGUGCAUCUGAUGAUUGUAGAACCCGAGCAGCGAGUGCCAGAUUUUAUCAAAGCUGGAGCCGACAUUGUCAGUGUUCAUGCUGAACAAUCGUCCACCAUCCAUUUACAUCGUUCAGUUAAUAUGAUAAAGAGUCUGGGAGCUAAAGCUGGAGUUGUCCUCAACCCUGGUACCCCACUAACUGCAAUAGAGUACGUCCUUGAUGUGGUUGAUCUGGUCUUGAUUAUGUCGGUAAACCCUGGCUUUGGCGGGCAGAGCUUCAUAGAGAGCCAAGUGAAGAAAAUUUCAGAAUUAAGAAGACUCUGCGUGGAGAAAGGGGUGAACCCAUGGAUUGAAGUGGAUGGUGGAGUUGGUCCAGCAAAUGCAUAUAAGGUUAUUGAGGCUGGAGCUAAUGCUCUUGUUGCCGGUUCUGCUGUCUUUGGAGCUAAAGAUUAUGCUGAAGCUAUAAAAGGAAUCAAGAACAGUAAAAGGCCUGUAGCAGUUGCAGUGUGAAAUGACCUCCAAAUGAUCCUGUUGUUUUCAAAAGAAAUUUAAGUACAAGCUCGGAAGCAUACUCAUCAUUUUCAUCUUCUCUUGUAUCAGAGAACAGAGAUAAACUAUUAAGCAAUCAAGUCUACGGGCCCCCUGUGAUGCAUAGAUUCUGUACCAUACAGGGGUUUGAUAAUUCGAACUUCAAGCCCUUGGCUCUGUAACAGAUCAUUCCAUCUUAAUGAAGAAUUUUCUUGUCUUCCCUUU
Prunus avium (sweet cherry) is the source of this 1246-nucleotide messenger RNA. It is a transcript of the gene RPE, whose product is annotated as D-ribulose-5-phosphate-3-epimerase. NCBI's taxonomy places the organism in Eukaryota, Viridiplantae, Streptophyta, Magnoliopsida, Rosales, Rosaceae. Gene Ontology annotation, molecular function: D-ribulose-phosphate 3-epimerase activity. Gene Ontology annotation, biological process: pentose-phosphate shunt; carbohydrate metabolic process. The record is from RefSeq and is a predicted model, not a curated record.